GGAUGCGCCCUCGCUCCAAGCAGAGACCGCUACAGUACGAAGAUGGCGUCGGAGGGAGCCAGCGGAGAGCAGCCUCCUCCGGUACAAACACUGGCAACCGCCGUGCUGGGAAGCGUCGACACGAAAUGUGAGUUCAACAUGGAUAACCUGAGCAAGCCAGAGCUGCUCACCCUGCUGAGUAUCAUGGAGGGAGAGCUGGAGGCCCGCGACCUGGUCAUAGAGGCCCUGAGGGCUCAGAGGAAGGAGGUGUUUCUCCAAGAGCGAUACGGUCACUACAGCCUGACCGACCCCUUCCUGGCCCUUCAGAGGGACUUCGAGAGCGGUGUCCCCGGAGGAGACAAGGAGCGGCGGCCCCUGGGCUCCAGCCCCAUCUCCGUGCUGGAGGCCGUCAUGGCCCACUGCAGGAAGAUGCAGGAGCGCAUGUCGGCCCAGCUGGCCGCCGCCGAGAGCCGCCAGAAGAGGCUGGAGAUGGAGAAGCUGCAGCUCCAGAGUCUGGAGCAGGAUCACCGCAAGCUGUCGGCACAGCUGAAGGACGAGCGCGAGAAGAACAAGCACAUUGUCAUGAUGCUGGUGCGCGAGUGCAAGCAGCUCGCCACGCGGGUGGUGGAGGAGUCGCAGCGCUUCGACGAGCUCCAGGCCCGCCUGGACGAGGAGGGCCGCGCCUCCGGCCGGCUGCAGGAGGAGCUGAGCACCGAGCGGCAGCGCGGCCAGCAGAUGGAGGCCAAGAUGGAGAAGCAGCUGUCAGAGUUUGACACGGAGCGGGAGCAGCUGCGCGCCAGGCUGGGCCGCGAGGAGGUGGAGAGCCAGAGUCUGCGGCAGCAGGUGGAGCAGCUCAGGACUGAACAGGGCGAUGGGAAGGAUGGCGCCGCCGCUGUCGCCGAGCCUGCUGCUGCUGCUGCCGGAGUAGAACCUGCAGCCGCCGCCAGCACGCCACCCAAACCUAAAGCUGUGACAUCUGUUUCCGUAGCCACAGAUCCCAUAAGCUCUCGAACAGCGUCCUGCCAAACGGACCUUCCCCCCGCCGAAGUGGAGGUUCCCAAGAAGAACCCCCUCACCAUCCCCGUCAAACCGAGCCCCACCAACUACGUGGGCCUGAGUCUGCCAAAGACCAGCGGUCGGGGGAUCGUCCACAGCAGCUCAGGAGGACUGGCGCAGACGGAGAACGGCUCGGAGGGCCAAGCCCUGCACGGCUUACCCAGUGGGGUCAGCCCCCGCGUCCAGGCGGCCCGCUACAAGUUCCAGGAACAGGACCAAAACGGCACGCCGUCCCAGAGCCCUCCGGCCCGUGACCUCUCCCCCACCCCGACCAACCGGGACAACUUCGCCGCCAAGCAGCAAGCGCGUCACACCGUCACGCAGGUCCUCUCGCGCUUCACCAGCCCUCCGGCGGGAGGCGGCGGACCGCUGCGUCCGGGCCUGCCACACUCCGCAUCAGAGGGAGGCCCUUUCCCCGGCCGCCUGAGCCACCCCAUCGGCCUCAAGUCGCCCACGGUGGCCAGGAUCGACCGGGGAAACCCGCCCCCUAUCCCUCCCAAAAAGCCGGGCCUCUCCCAGACCCCCUCUCCUCCUCAUCCACCCAUCAAGGGGUUGGGGGACGGCAGCCGCUCCCCCGCGGUCGGGCUCAAACCGGCCACGCCCCAGCUGCCGCCCAAACCCGCCAUGGACCUGGUCCCAGCCCUGACGGCCUCUCAGGUGGGUGCCUGCCCCCAUUCCCGCUCAGGCCGGGGCUCUCAGCAUCAGCCGGCGGCAGCAUGCGCAGAGUGCCCCCCCAUCAUCAGCCCCGCCACCACUGUCAGUAGCCCCUCCUCCAUAAACCCCCCCUCCACCUCCUCUUCCAUUAGCGCUCCAUCCUCCCGUAGCCCCCGAGCCUCAGCGGGCAGCCCCCUGGCAACAGCAUCAGGUAAAGAGGCUCCUCCACGCUCCGUCUCCCUCCAGAUCUCCCCGCUGCCUCUUUUCUUCGACUGUCUUUCCACGGUGGAGGUGCUGCUGUCUGCAGGAGCUGCUGUGGACUUGGUGGCGGCGGAGGGGGGGCAGACCUCCCUCUUCCUGGCCUGCGAGGCGGGGGGGCUGGACUGUGUCCGGGUCCUGCUGAGUGCCGGAGCCGAUCGCUCGCGUACCACCACAGACGGCUGCACGGCUCUCCACGCGGCCGUGCGCUCCGGACACGUGGACACGCUGCGUCUCCUCCUCCGCCUCCCAACUCAGGGCGACCCCGCAGUGACCCCUGACCCCCCCGCCACCCUGGCGCUGCCCGCAGCCCUGCUGAACCAGGCCAACAGCGACGGCUGGACGGCUGCACACAUGGCUGCUGCCCUCGGCCUCAAGGAGUGUCUGGAGGUGCUGUGCAGCCACAGUGAACAGGACAUCGAGAGGAGAGAUAAGUGUAAUCGCACUAUUCAUGACGUGGCCACUGAUGACUGCAAAGAUCUACUUGAAAACCUCCACUCGUACCGGGUCCUGGUGCGUCUCCAGUGUUCCGGUGGAGGAGGAGCGGGCUCCAUGUGUCCCGUGGAGGCCCUGGAGGAGGAGGCCAACGGCGUCACCAGCAGCCGGUCGGCGCUGGGCCGCGUGUCGGUCGACCGGUCGACGCGCUGGUGUCAGCUGAGCUCCGCCCUCGGCCUCGCCUUCGCCUCCUACCUCCAGACCGUCUGUGGGGAGUCUCAGACGGCCGGGAAAGAGGCGCAGCGCCCACUGCUCGGCCUCAGUCCCGCCAGUAUCACCUCCAUCCUUAUAGGAGACACCGAGUGGUUGCCAGAUCAGGAGCUGCCUCUGUCCCCCUGGGACCUGGUCCGAAAGCCUCUGAGCCAGAGCAUCACCCUCCGCCUCAAAGGCCUGUCUGAGUCGUGUCUCGAUGAGUUGGCUCUGGAACACCUCUUCCCGCUGCCGCUGCUGCACAACUACGUCCGCCUGGUGGAGCAGUACGGGAACCUCAUCUUUCAUGGGCUCGAGGGCAGCUGUCAGGAAUACAUCGCCAACCUGGUCGCUCGCUGUAUCAAAUCCAAGCAAGAGAUGGGGGGGCUCGGCUGUGACGUGGUGAGGGUGGAAGUGGAGGAGAGCCUGACCAAAGAGCAGCUGCUGGAGACUUUCAUCAGCUGUGGUUUCCUGGUUCCGGCGGUGGGCUCGGGUGUGCCAGGCGGUCCCCCUGGUCCCUGUGUGGUGGUGUUGCUGGAGGGACUGGAGAAGGCUUCAUCCCUAACAGGCCUGCUGGGAGACCUCUGCCCCAGUCUGGACAACAGGAGCUCUUCUUCACCGCUGGUCCUCAGCACCGGUCCCCACCGCUUUCACGAAGGCAGCUUCCUGAUUGCGACGCUGACUAAGCCCCGCCUGCAGGGCUCGGAGCUCCGCCUCCAGCAGCAUUUCCGCUGGGUGACGCUGCGCUGGGACCAGGAGCCGCUGCACGGCCUGCUGGGAAGACACCUCCGCAGAAAGCUGCUCCAUAAGAUGGGCACUGGAGUCUGGUCGCCUGCUGGCGUCAUGGAGCGGUGUGUGUUGUGGGUGAACCAGGUGUGGCAGCAGCUCAACGCCUGUCUGUCCCGUCUGGGGACCCACGAGGCUUUGCUGGGCCCGCAGCUCUUCCUGUCCUGCCCCGUGGUCCCGAACAACACACAGGCAGUCGUCAGGUGGCUGUCUCGGCUCUGGAACGCCGUGGUCGUCCCCCGCGUAGAAGAAGCCAUCAUCUCGCGGGUAACAGCCAAGCGCUGCUGCUCCUCCUCCCUCUCUAGCACCUCCUCCUCUUCCUCAUCACAGCGAUCGUCUCCUAGCAGCUGUGGCUUGACCGCCGGGCAGCAGGCCGUGGUGAAGGCCGCUCUCAGCAUCCUGGUCAACAAGGCUGUUCUCCAAGGCUGCCCGCUGCCUCGACACGAGAUCGACAGGUAUCUGCUGGAGUUUCGGGGCGGGACCUUCCCUCUGUCGGCCAUCGGCUGCUAUAAAGCAAGUGGCAACGGAGGAGGUAGAAAGGGGCGGGACAGCGGCAAGUUGAGACGAUCCAACACCAGUCCUCGGAAGAAGGGAAGCCCCGCCUUGAGCUGGAGCUCAGGCGGUUCCUUUAGAGAGGGUUCACUGUCCAGCACUGACGUCAGCUUCAUCAACAACGGCGACGCCCAGAGGGAGCCUGCAGGUCUGUCUGUGUUCUCUGACGACGAGACAGAUUUAAUCAGAGAGCUGCAGACUUUGUGCUCCAGCAAGUCAGAGCCGGACAUCAGCAAGAUCUCUCAGACCAAAGACCACCUGAUCCUGUUCUCCAGCUCUCCCAGUGAGGGGACGCCCCCGCACACGGCCGAGCAGGAAACCGCCGUCCAGCAGCGACUGCAGACGACUGUCGCCCGUCGGUGCAGCAGCUCCAGCCAGACAUCCGUCCCGACAUCGUCCGUCCAGACGAGCGACCGGCGUUCGGGCUCUCGCGCAAAGUCGCAGCUCCCCGUCCCGAGCAGCAGGGGGCAGCAGACACGAGCCUCCAGCUCCGCCUCCUCCUCCAGCAGCAGAACAAAGCCGACUCCUCCAGGCAGCAACAACAACUACUACUACGACUACCACAACAACAUCAACGAAAACAACCAAUCACACGAGGACAUCUGGAUCCUCCACGGAGACCUGCAUGAACACAACAACAACAAGUAGACGACUCCUCCUCCUCUGACUCCGCUGUGAAAACCUCCCUCCAUGGUGUACAGACUGUGUACCUGACGACCUUUGACUUUUAGUAUUUGUACUUGUUAUCCGUACUUGUUGCACUGUAUGUGUACUUGGGGACCAUAGUUUUAUUAUAUCACAGUAUUUGAAGUAUUUGUUUGGUUUGGUAAGACUUUUAAAUGGGGGGUGAAAAAAAACGAGAGGUUACUUAACUGUUGCCUUAUUCCAGUGUAUCGACCUGCAGAUUAUUACGGGACAGUGUAGAAGAUAGAAAGUAUUUAAAUGGUGGAAACUGCCUCAGAACAGUACUGACACAGUAUUUCUGUGUACUUAAAGUGAAAUACUGUGCUCGUACUACUGCUUUAAGGCCAUCGAAGAGUAACUGAAGGUGUUACCUUUUUAGUGAAAAGUGUUUUUGGAUCAAAGAAGAAGAAACAAGCAGGUUUUUAUUUUAUUUUAAUUUCUUUUCUUUUUUUGCUAUUAAGUAUUUUGAGAUAUUCAAGUGUUUUAUCUUUAAAUAGUUGCAAGGUUGGUUUAAAUACUGUUGAAAUGAAUCAGGGUUUUACCAAAUAUAUUUGUACAUAAGAAUUAGUACGUUUAAAUGCUCUAUAGAUUGGUGUACGUGACGUAUGAUGCUUGUACAGUGACGAAACCUUAAAGCUAAACUGCUGAAAAAAAAAAAACAACUGAAAUGUGUACAUAGUGUUUGUAAAAGGAGUUUGUUUCUGAACCCGUCACUUGUUUCAGAGUGACAGCGCUGUGGCAAUAAGUAAUAGAACUGUAUGAACACAGGACGUCCUAUCAACUGUAAGCCAUAAUAAAGAUUUUAAAUGCCUGUCAUUUAAGCCCAACGGUGUAAUUCAUACUUUAUUCUUUUCGUCCUUUUUGCUUUCCAUCACCACUGUGCUCGCUCUUACUCUUGAGGACAAGUUUUACGUGAAGCGGACGUGUUUAUAUACAGUAUAUAUAUAAAUAUAUAUCUCUACAUAUGUACAGGAGAGAUUCUAGUCAGCCUCUGAUUUUGAUGUGUACGAUAGCUGUUUGGAGUUUAUAGAACUGUCUUUCAAGCACAAACAUUAAAAUGGCACUGUUAGAAAUCCCCAUCGGACUCCUUUUUAUUCUUUUAAAUCCCCCUUUGUGUUCUUGUAUUAAAAUAAAUCAUGAAUCUGAUCAUAGUUGUUUUGUUUUUAAACGUAAUAUGAUUCCAGUUUAUCCUCAGCCGGACUCGUUUCUGUUGGAUUAAGUUUAAACAUUUCACACAAGCAACAGGAGGCUGACUGCAGUUCUCUUAACGACCAUCGGUGUCGUUAAAGAUAAGUUACAGAUGGAGAGAAACCUACAGAAAGAAUAUGUCUUUGUGAAAGCUUCUGAAGUCAGUUUGUAUCAUUUUGUGGGUAAAAUAUGUUUUUUUUACAUACUGUUGCAUUUAGAGUAGAAAUUGUUCAUGUAAACCACAAACAAGACCCCAAAAAAUAAAAUAGAGUUUUCCUUUAACUUCUCCGGCUUUUAACACAAAUGACAAAAACAUGACGACGUUCUUAAAAUCUUUAUAGUUUUACUGGAAAUAUAGUUGAUUGAACAAAUACAUUUAUACAUUGUUUUUGGACGUCUGCGUCCCUUUCCUAUGAGUAAGAAACAACUUUGUUCUUCAUUUACUCUGUAAAAAAAAAGAACAGAAUCUGUCACAGUUCACAUAUCGAGGCUUUUGUCCGCGGUACCUUCAUCGCUGCUUUACAAAACUAUUACACAGCAUGAAAGGAGCAACACACGAGAAGAUAAAGUGAUGUUAGAAGAUCUUAAACAGUUUCCAGUUUCAGAGGGAAAGUAAAGACAAAACUUUGAACUUGUUAAUGUUUGCGUUUGUACAGCAGCGGCUCUGAAAAAAUAUAUAUUUCAAAUAG
Anarrhichthys ocellatus (wolf-eel) is the source of this 6530-nucleotide messenger RNA. RefSeq names its product cortactin binding protein 2 (gene cttnbp2). The record is from RefSeq and is a predicted model, not a curated record. Gene Ontology annotation, biological process: protein dephosphorylation. The coding region runs from base 43 to 4617 and encodes 1524 amino acids. Gene Ontology annotation, molecular function: protein phosphatase 2A binding. Gene Ontology annotation, cellular component: actin cytoskeleton. NCBI's taxonomy places the organism in Eukaryota, Metazoa, Chordata, Actinopteri, Perciformes, Anarhichadidae. The transcript has 21 exons.